Paracoccidioides brasiliensis Pb18 is the source of this 1365-nucleotide messenger RNA. RefSeq names its product pre-mRNA-splicing factor prp46. The transcript has a single exon. Gene Ontology annotation, cellular component: catalytic step 2 spliceosome; Prp19 complex; precatalytic spliceosome. Gene Ontology annotation, molecular function: protein binding. The record is from RefSeq and is a predicted model, not a curated record. Gene Ontology annotation, biological process: mRNA splicing, via spliceosome. Bases 1 to 1365 code for a protein of 454 amino acids.
AUGGAGGCUACUUUAGCACCUCCUCCACCUGAUCAGGUGGUUCGAAAUUCCGCAAAGCGGACCCGCGAUCUGUUCGGUGCAGAUUACUUUUUGCCGUCGGGAUUCACGAAACCUGGCGAGUCCAUAGGAGUGUCAUAUCGGCGGAAGACAGAGUACUAUGACGUGCAAACACUCCCUCCCGCCCUUGCUGAAAAGCAGGCAAAAGCCGUCGCGGGAAGAACGAAACGAAGGAAUGGUGCUGCGACUGGGACUGGGACCGCGGUGGGUGCUGGGUCUUCAACGGCCCUGGUGAAAUCUUCGCCAGCAGGUGGCACGCAACAAUCUGGUGGAGAAAAUAUGCCUACAAGUCUUGUAAGGCGGCCAAUGGUGUCUCAACAGCCAAAACCAGAAUGGCACGCACCUUGGAAACUUAUGCGGGUGAUAUCAGGACACUUGGGAUGGGUCCGCAGUUUGACAGUGGAACCUAAUAAUCAGUGGUUUGCAAGUGGUGCGGGAGAUAGAACGAUCAAAAUCUGGGAUCUGGCAUCUGGUAGCCUUCGAUUGACCCUCACUGGCCACAUAUCUACUGUGAGAGGGUUGGCUGUUUCUCCUCGACAUCCAUAUCUUUUCUCAUGCGGUGAGGAUAAGAUGGUCAAAUGCUGGGAUCUAGAAACGAACAAGGUCAUCCGCCACUACCACGGCCAUCUAAGUGGAGUCUACACACUCGAUUUACAUCCUACCUUGGACGUUCUCGUAACGGGAGGGCGAGAUGCUGUAGCAAGAGUCUGGGACAUGCGAACGCGAAGCAACAUCCACGUUCUUUCAGGACACAGAACAACCGUGUCAGAUCUGAAAUGUCAAGAAGCCGACCCACAAGUCAUCACCGCCUCCCUCGACUCAACUGUACGGCUAUGGGAUCUCGCCUCAGGCAAGACCAUGAACGUCCUUACGCACCACAAGAAAGGCGUUCGUGCCCUUGCAGUCCAUCCAAAGGAAUUCACAUUUGCCAGCGCCAGCGCAGGAAGCAUCAAACAGUGGAAAUGCCCCGAAGGUGCCUUCAUGCAAAAUUUUGAUGGGCACAAUGCUAUCAUCAACAAUCUGGCGGUGAAUGAGGAUAACGUAUUAUUUUCCGGGGGUGAUAAUGGCUCCAUGUCUUUCUGGGACUGGAAGACGGGCCAUCGAUUCCAGUCUCUGGACACGACAGCUCAACCUGGCUCGCUGGAUGCUGAAGCUGGUAUUAUGGCCGCUACGUUUGACCGUACGGGCUUGCGGUUGCUUGUUGGGGAGGCGGAUAAAACUAUCAAGAUCUGGAAGCCGGAUGAUGAGGCUACGGAGGAGACACAUCCGUUGGUUUGGAAGCCGACAUUGGGGAGACAAAAAUACUAA